AUGCUAGCUGCUCUUACGCCUGUACUCGUCUUUAUCGCCUUUCUUCUCCUGCUCCUCGUCUCCCUAUCGGCACCCAUCAUCAAUACCGUAUUCCUCUUCCGGCUUUCUGCCAAUGUCAGCUCAAGCCUCUUUAGAAGCGGCGCGAGCGGCUCAGUCCAGUUCGGCGUUUGGGGAUAUUGCAUAUCCGCUAUAAAAGUCGCUGUCAUUGGGAUAAACCGAGCGACUGAUGGUCGGUGCUCGAGUACCCGUCUGGGGUACACCUUCGACAGCACAGUCGCUGACGCUCUGAACGCCGACGAGCUCCUGGAUCUAAUCUCCAAGACCACCACAGCGGCCCUCGUGCUCCACCCUAUCGCUUGUGGCUUCACCUUCCUGACUCUAUUGAUAUCGCUCUUUAUUCUCCGGCGCGGAUCAAAUGGCACGUCAAGGCUGCCCUCACUUAUCACCCUGGGCGUCGGAGGCCUAGCGGCUGUCCUCACCAGCGUGGUCUUCCUGAUUGACGUGAUCUUCGUCGCCGUCGUGCGCAACCGCGUUCGCGAUGCCUCGGAUGACAACCUUGAUGUGGUUUGGGGAAAUGCAGUCUGGAUGACAUUGGGGGCGACGGUCGCUUUAUGGCUCUCCCUAAUCGGCGCAUGUGCUGGUAUCCUCACAUGUGGGAGAAGAAGGAAACCUACCACCUACUGA
Molecule: messenger RNA, 684 nt
Organism: Cyclocybe aegerita
Lineage: Eukaryota; Fungi; Basidiomycota; Agaricomycetes; Agaricales; Hemipholiotaceae
Source: the annotation of a GenBank genome assembly